Molecule: messenger RNA, 1822 nt
Organism: Python bivittatus (Burmese python)
Lineage: Eukaryota; Metazoa; Chordata; Lepidosauria; Squamata; Pythonidae
Source: RefSeq, a predicted model, not a curated record
GCCUGCCUCCCCAACGGAGGGAUGGGGAAAUUUAGAAGCUCCAAGUAACUUAUCUUCGGGUCUCUCCCCCCUCCCCACUUUCCUCUCUCUCUCUCUCUCUUUCUUUUUUUAAGCAAACUUCUCUCCUUCUUCUCCCACGGAGCCACUUAAGAAUCCUAGAGAAUGUAAAGUGGAGGAGAAGGAGCUCCUAAGUUUUGGGGAGAGGCGCGAUGGAACGUGUCAAAAAUGGAUGGUCGGCUUUGAUUCUCCCGAACUAACGGUUUUCGGAAGGCUGGAUUGGUCGUGCUUUUUUUCAGAACAAAAGAGAGGUUUUUUUGGCCUUGAAGUUUAGGGAGAAGAGGAGGAAGGCGGGCGCGUGUGGGGAGAAUCGGGGUGGAGGUCUUCCUCUGACCAAUGAAAAUGUUGGAGAUUUGCCUGAAAUUAGUUGGGUGUAAGUCGAAAAAGGGGCUCUCCUCGUCUUCCAGCUGCUAUUUGGAAGAAGCGCUUCAAAGGCCCGUCGCCUCUGAAUUCGAGCCCCAGAGUCUAAGCGAAGCUGCUCGCUGGAAUUCCAAAGAAAAUCUCCUUUCUGCUCCCGGCGAAAAUGAUCCAAAUCUUUUUGUGGCCUUAUAUGAUUUCGUAGCGAGUGGUGACAACACUCUCAGCAUAACUAAAGGGGAGAAACUCCGCGUCUUGGGCUACAACCACAAUGGAGAAUGGUGCGAAGCCCAGACGAAGAACGGACAGGGCUGGGUGCCCAGCAACUACAUCACCCCCGUCAACAGCUUGGAAAAGCAUUCGUGGUACCACGGGCCGGUGUCGCGCAACGCGGCGGAGUAUCUGCUGAGCAGUGGGAUCAACGGCAGCUUUUUGGUACGGGAAAGUGAAAGCAGUCCUGGUCAGAGAUCCAUAUCCUUGAGAUACGAGGGACGGGUCUACCACUACCGGAUCAACACCGCGUCUGAUGGGAAGCUUUACGUCUCUUCAGAAAGCCGUUUUAACACCUUGGCUGAGCUGGUCCACCACCACUCAACCGUUGCUGAUGGGCUGAUUAUCACACUCCAUUAUCCUGCCCCGAAGCGGAACAAACCUACCAUUUAUGGUGUUUCUCCAAACUAUGACAAGUGGGAGAUCGAACGUACGGACAUUACGAUGAAGCACAAACUGGGUGGUGGUCAAUACGGAGAGGUGUAUGAAGGUGUCUGGAAGAAGUACAACCUUACGGUGGCUGUGAAAACCCUAAAGGAGGAUACCAUGGAGGUAGAAGAGUUCUUGAAGGAGGCAGCGGUAAUGAAAGAAAUCAAGCAUCCAAAUUUGGUGCAAUUACUGGGUGUAUGUACGAGGGAGCCACCGUUUUAUAUCAUCACCGAGUUCAUGACCUAUGGGAAUCUGCUGGAUUAUUUGCGGGACUGUAACAGGCAAGAAGUGAAUGCCGUUGUGCUCCUCUACAUGGCCACCCAGAUUUCCUCUGCCAUGGAGUAUCUGGAGAAGAAGAAUUUCAUCCACAGGGACCUCGCUGCCCGGAACUGCCUGGUAGGGGAAAACCAUCUGGUGAAGGUGGCCGACUUUGGCCUAAGCAGAUUGAUGACGGGUGAUACCUACACCGCCCAUGCCGGGGCUAAGUUCCCUAUCAAGUGGACCGCACCAGAAAGUCUCGCUUACAACAAAUUCUCCAUCAAAUCUGACGUCUGGGCUUUUGGCGUCUUGCUUUGGGAAAUUGCCACCUAUGGCAUGUCCCCGUACCCUGGGAUCGACCUAUCGCAAGUGUAUGAACUUUUGGAGAAGGAUUAUCGCAUGGAACGCCCUGAAGGCUGUCCAGAAAAAGUCUAUGAGCUCAUGAGAGAAU